AUGCUUGAUUUCGCGGGUCACGACGAGGGCUUGAUCGCAACGGUACUGGCGCAUGAGCUCGCGCACCUGGACCAGGAACACGCCUAUGAGAAGCAUGGUCGCUUGAUUUCCAUUGGCAGCCUUGCUUUUUCCGCGAACCUUCAAACCUGGAUAACAACAAAUCUCAACAACCGUAGCAGCCAGAUCCGCGAACGCGAAGCCGAUUUGGUGGCUCUUGAGGUCAUGGCUCGUGCAGGGUAUGAUCCAUAUUCCGCUCUGCGCUAUUAUAGUAUGCUCACAAAACGCUAUGGGCAGCAGCGUGUGCGGAACUCUCGCCGCCAACUUCAAUCAGUCGCUCGGCGCAAAUUCGGAUACUCAGCGAGAUACAAUGCAGCCGUGUGGGGCUUCGGCGAAGAUAUCGAUGACGUUCUUGAGCCAGGCGACUACGACUUAAGUAUGGGCCCCGAUUAUUAUCUAUGGUGGGAUAGCACCCAUCCUGAACCCUGGCAGCGGUAUCAGUACCUACUGGAAGCCCUAACGGCGGCGCGCAAGAAAUCUUUAGAAUCGGAAGACUUGGGAGCUAUGCCAGACAAGCAAUUUCAGUCGAGCACCGACUCCUUGGAGAUGGAGAGGUAG
Messenger RNA from Gamsiella multidivaricata, 615 nucleotides. RefSeq lists its product as uncharacterized. The transcript has 2 exons. Gene Ontology annotation, cellular component: mitochondrial inner membrane. Gene Ontology annotation, biological process: protein quality control for misfolded or incompletely synthesized proteins; mitochondrial protein processing. Gene Ontology annotation, molecular function: metalloendopeptidase activity. NCBI's taxonomy places the organism in Eukaryota, Fungi, Mortierellomycota, Mortierellomycetes, Mortierellales, Mortierellaceae. The coding region runs from base 1 to 615 and encodes 204 amino acids. The record is from RefSeq and is a predicted model, not a curated record.